Molecule: messenger RNA, 825 nt
Organism: Contarinia nasturtii (swede midge)
Lineage: Eukaryota; Metazoa; Arthropoda; Insecta; Diptera; Cecidomyiidae
Product: homeobox protein TGIF2LX-like
Exons: 2
Coding region: 37-801 (254 amino acids)
Biological process (GO): regulation of transcription by RNA polymerase II
Molecular function (GO): RNA polymerase II cis-regulatory region sequence-specific DNA binding; DNA-binding transcription factor activity, RNA polymerase II-specific
Source: RefSeq, a predicted model, not a curated record
UUAGUGUAAUUGGAAAGUUUUUUUUUUAUUUUAAAAAUGUCAAUCACACAAAUGGGAACGAAGCGCGAUUUCGAGCAAGAGGCCGAAUUCCAAAUCGAACUACUUCAGCAAAAGGCACGUGAGGAUUUUCUUCUCAGUUUUUCACAGAGUGAAGAUACGUUGACUGAAAUUGUUGAAGAAUUCAUUGUUCCAACGGUCAAGGCUCCACAACGUGAAGAAACCGAAGCAAAAUCGUACAUUUCGUCAGCGUCAAAAUCGAUUUUGGAAAAAUGGAUGUACGAGCAUCGAUUAUAUUGUUAUCCAACUAAAGCAGAGAAGCAAGCACUAGCCAGGGAAACGGGCCUCACCGUACAAAAAAUUUCAAAUUGGUUCAUCAACUCUAGGCGGCGGAUGUUACCAAAAAUGCUGCAAACUGAAGGAAGAAAUCCAAUCAAUUUUACCAUUUCACGAAAGAAGAAGAAGACUGAAGCCAUACUGACUGGCAGUUUUGAAGGGGCGAGCUCAUCGGCCAGUUACCUGAGCAAUUGUGCCAUUGUUGAAGAAUCCAAAAUCAUCGAUCAAACCAGCAUUUUGUAUGGCAACGCAAUAGACAUUCAAAAUGAACAAAGCAACAUUUCUUACGAUCGAGCCCUUCAAGAAUUCAUUGUGCCAUAUACUGAAACUGAUGACGAAAAUUCCAUACCAUCCGAAUUAACGUCAACCGACCAACACAAAGUCGAUGAAGUCAUUCGAGGCAUUUUGUACGAUCAAACAACUCAAUCCAAGUGCCUGUUUAUUCUUAUCAAUUCACCAAUGAAAUGAAAAUGUCUCUUGAUUACGUUUCUA